This is a messenger RNA of Musa acuminata AAA Group (dessert banana), 927 nucleotides long. RefSeq names its product protein PHOSPHATE-INDUCED 1 homolog. Lineage: Eukaryota; Viridiplantae; Streptophyta; Magnoliopsida; Zingiberales; Musaceae. The record is from RefSeq and is a predicted model, not a curated record. The transcript has a single exon. The coding region runs from base 1 to 927 and encodes 308 amino acids.
AUGGCCAAGUCCACUACAACCAUGCUUCCAACUUUGCUUAUCCUUGCUUCCUUGGCUCUACCAUCAUCUUCUUCUUUAGCCGCUCUUUCCACCACCCUCCACUACCACAAUGGCUCCCUCCUCAGCUCACCCAUCAACAUCUAUAUCAUAUGGUAUGGCUCAUUCACCGCCGCCCACCGAGCCGCCAUCUCCGACUUCUUCGCCUCCUUUCGGUCUUCGCCUUCGCCGCAACCCACUGUGUCAAAAUGGUGGUCAACCGUGCAACAGUACAAAGACUACACCGGGAAGCCUGCGUCAGCAACCGUCGAGGUCGCCGCCCAGACAUCCGACCGGGCUUACUCCCUGGGACGAUCUCUCACCCAUUCCAACUUAGCCGACCUGGUGAGAAGCUCCGUGGCGAAAGGCUCGUUGCCCCUCGACGCCACCGGCGUCUAUAUGGUCCUGACGUCCUCCGACGUGACCGUCGGUCAGUUCUGCACGAGCUCAUGCGGCUUCCACAGCACGGUUCUGAUGCCGACCGGGAAACGGGUGGUCAUGGCCCACGUCGGCGACCCGGGGACGCAGUGCCCCGGCCUCUGCGCAUGGCCGUACGCUGCCCCGGCAUACGGGCCGCCGAGGCCGCCACUGGUGGCGCCGAACGGGGUCGGCGUGGACGGGACCAUUAUCAACAUCGCCACGGUGAUUGCGGGGGCCGUCACGAACCCGUUCCGCGAUGGCUACUACCAGGGCGACCGGCUUGCGCCGCUGGAGGCCGCCACCGCCUGCGCCGGAAUAUUCGGGGAGGGUGCCUAUCCGGGGAAUCCCGGAAACCUGUUGAUCAAUGACAAGAGCGAAGCCAGCUUUAACGCUUUCGGCGCCGGUGGCCGGAGGUUUCUCCUACCGGCCAUUUGGGAGCCGAUCAGUGGAAAGUGCAAGGUUGUCGCUUGA